GGGUUAUCACUUCUAAUUAUUGCGAUAUCAGCAGUAGUGUGCAUAAUAACAACGCUCUCCUUAUCAGCCAUUUGCACAAAUGGAGAAGUCAAAGGAGGUGGAAUUUAUUACAUAAUAUCUCGAUCUCUCGGACCGGAAUUUGGAGCUUCAGUAGGAAUCGUAUUUGCAUUUGCUAAUGCAGUAUCUGCAUCGAUGAAUACCAUUGGAUUCUGCAAUUCCAUGAGCGAUCUGUUGAAACUAUAUAAUCUUCAAAUCAUUGACGGAGAUGUUCAUGACACUAGGAUAAUAGGUACGGUGGCCCUUCUCGUCAUGAUCCUGAUUUGCGCUAUCGGCAUGGAAUGGGAAUCGAAAGCUCAAAAUUUCCUAAUAGCCGCCAUUGUGGGAGCCAUGAUAGAUUUCAUGGUCGGGACCAUCAUUGGACCCACUGAUGACUUGCAGAAGGCUAAAGGUUUCGUUGGAUUCAAUGCUACUGUUUUUGCAGAAAACUGGGGACCAAUGUACAGAAAACAAGAAGGCGUUACUUACGAUUUCUUCCAGGUAUUCGCGAUAUUCUUUCCCUCGGUGACUGGUAUUCAAGCUGGUGCGAAUAUAUCUGGAGAUCUGAAGGACCCAGCUUCGGCCAUACCAAAGGGCACAUUCCUCGCCCUAGUGAUGUCGAUGAUAUCGUACGCGAUUUUCGUUAUAUUUGCCGGAGGCGCUGCUCUCAGAGAUGCCAGUGGUUUCGUUUCAGAUUUGGCGAAUGGAACAGUGGCUGAAUGUGCGCUUCGCCAUAAUUGCAGCUAUGGACUCUUCAACAGCUACCAGAUGAUGCAAAUCAUGUCGAGCUGGUGGCCACUGAUCUACGCCGGAUGCUUCGCAGCCACCCUCAGUACGGCCCUGACGAACCUUCUCUCAGUGCCGAGACUGAUCCAAGCCCUGGGCAUCGACAAGAUCUAUCCGGGGCUGAUUUACUUUUCGAAGGGCUACGGAAAACACGGGGAGCCCUACAGGGGGUACGUGCUGACGUUCGUGGUAUCUACGGCCUUCGUUCUCAUAGCUCAACUCAAUGCCAUUGCUCCACUGAUUUCCAAUUUUUAUCUGGCUUCUUACGCUCUCAUCAACUUCUGCACAUUCCAUGCUGCCCUAAUCAAACCACUUGGAUGGCGACCAACAUUCAAGUAUUACAACACCUGGCUCAGCCUUUUUGGCUCCAUAACCUGCGUUGUGAUAAUGUUCCUGAUAAACUGGUGGUCAUCGUUGAUUACGUUCAUUAUAAUAUGGGGGUUGUAUCUCCUAGUGGUAUACAGGAAACCAGAUGUUAACUGGGGAUCUUCCACUCAAGCCCAAACCUACAAAACAGCUUUGACGACCGCCCAAAGACUGAACAAUAUCGGCGAGCACGUCAAAACCUACAAGCCUCAGGUUCUGGUGCUGUGCGGCAAGCCCCAGGAACGGCCCCCUUUGGUCGAUUUCGCGAACCUGAUAACCAAGAACCAUUCUCUGUUGGUCAUCGGUGAUAUCGAGGAUAAACCGCUCACUCACAGGGAUAGACUAACCAAUACGAGAAAAGUAUACGAUUACCUGAGAAGCAACAAAAUCAAAGCUUUCUACACCAUCAUCGAUAAUGUGUCUUUCGAAUUGGGUGCCAAAGCUCUCCUGCAAACGACUGGUAUCGGAAAACUGAGUCCGAACGUGCUGAUGAUGGGAUACAAGACAGACUGGAUGACUUGCGACAAGGAGGAACUUCUAGCGUACUUCAAUGUCUUGCACACUGCCUUCGAUCACAGAGUAUCUGUGACCAUCCUGAGGCUUCCAGAUGGUUUGGAUUACAGCAAGCUUACCAAGGAUGAAGACCAAAUUAACCAGGAUGCAUCGAUUAUUUCGAAAAAUGGCAAUCAAUUCAGAACUUCCGCUUCGAGCAACCUGAUGCAUGCUGAUUCGAACUUGAGUUUGGUUGUUGUAGGAAUUGCAGACAAUAAAACCACAAGUCCUACCUCAGACCAAACCAUCUCGAAAGACAAACCAUCCCUUAACAACGACAUUCUCAGCAUGUCGAACGACACCCAGCUGUCCAUCGAAAGGAUGAACAUCUUCAAAAGGAAGCAGACCAAGGGUUUCAUUGACGUGUGGUGGUUGUACGACGACGGAGGCUUGACCAUGCUGUUGCCUUACAUUAUCUCCAUAAGGAACGAUUGGUCCAGUUGCAAAUUGAGAGUAUUCGCGUUGGCAACCAAUAAGAACGAGCUGGAACUCGAGGAGAGAAACAUGGCACACUUAUUGUCCAAGUUCCGAUUAGACUACUACAGCCUGAAAAUGGUGUCAAUCUGUGACAGGCCCCAGGAUGCCACCAUACAUUUCUUCGAAAAUUUGCUAUCGAAUUUCAGGACAAGUUUGGAUAUUCAAGAAAACGACUGUAAAGUUAGUGAAGCGGAAAUUCUAGCAUCCCAAGACAAGUCGUAUAGACAACUCCGUUUACGAGAACUCCUGUUAGAACAUUCCAGUAGUUCCAACUUAGUUGUGAUGUCCCUCCCUAUGCCAAGAAAAGGAACUGUAUCAGCUCCCCUGUACAUGGCUUGGUUGGAAGCCCUUACCAGAGACUUGCCCCCUUACUUGUUAGUUAGGGGCAAUCAGCAGUCAGUACUAACUUUUUACUCAUGA
Phaedon cochleariae (mustard beetle) is the source of this 2637-nucleotide messenger RNA. NCBI's taxonomy places the organism in Eukaryota, Metazoa, Arthropoda, Insecta, Coleoptera, Chrysomelidae. The record is from the annotation of a GenBank genome assembly.